GGUGAUGCUUAUCCUAUAAAUGCCUAACUCACUGUUCCUCGCUACCACAACAUCACGGGUCUUCCACCAGUGUACUGCUGCCUCAUCAGCCAUGAGAGUCGUGUUGUUUUUCUUCCUGCUGGUGUCAGCCGUCGCCGCUGCAGGGUUAAACGAUGACAAACUGUAUGGGGAUGAUGGCAUUGUAGCACUUAGUGGACACACCCCAGUAGGUGGUCACGGUCCCGGGCACAGCAUUACCCCCUACCAUGGAGUUGAUCACGGUCCCGGGCACAGCAUUACCCCCUACCAUGGAGAUGAUAACGGUCCCGGGCACAGCAUUACCCCCUACCAUGGAGAUGAUCACGGUCCCGGGCACAGCAUUACCCCCUACCAUGGAGAUGAUAACGGUCCCGGGCACAGCAUUACCCCCUACCAUGGAGAUGAUCACGGUCCUGGCCACAGCAUUAAACCCUUCCAUGGAGAUGAUGACGGUCCUGGCCACAGCAUUAAACCCUUCCAUGGAGAUGAUCACGGUCCUGGCCACAGCAUUAAACCCUACCAUGGAGUUGAUCACGGUCCUGGUACAGCAUUAAACCCUUCCAUGGAGAUGAUCACGGUCCUGGCCACAGCAUUAAACCCUUCCAUGGAGAUGAUCACGGUCCUGGCCACAGAUUACCCCCUCUCCAUGGAGAUGAUCACCACGGUCCUGGCCACAGCAUUAAACCCUACCAUGGAGUUGAUCACGGUCCUGGCCACAGCAUUAAACCCUUCCAUGGAGAUGAUCACCACGGUCCUAGCCACAGCAUUAGACCCUACCAUGGAGAUGAUCACCACGGUCCUAGCCACAGCAUUAGCACCCUACCAUGGAGAUGAUCACCACGGUCCUAGCCACAGCAUUAGACCCUACCAUGGAGAUGAUCACCACGGUCCUAGCCACAGCAUUAGACCCUACCAUGGAGAUGAUCACCACGGUCCUAGCCACAGCAUUAGACCCUACCAUGGAGAUGAUCACCACGGUCCUGGCCACAGCAUUAGACCUUACCAUGGAGAUGAUCACCACGGUCCUGGCCACAGCAUUAGACCUUACCAUGGAGAUGAUCACCACGGUCCUGGCCACAGCAUUAGACCUUACCAUGGAGAUGAUCACCACGGUCCUGGCCACAGCAAAGGACACUCCCGUGGAGAUGACUUCGAACACGGUAAAACUAGAGGUUACGACAGAAAUCGUGGUCACCUCUCUGUACACCACCGAGACAGUGGUGAAGUGUUUGGUCUCAGUUUCUCGCCUCCCGGGAGCAAAUUCGGCGGCCUGAAAAACAUCAAGUCUGGCAUCCUCCGCGAGGUCUCCAAGGCGGUAAAGGGCAUUAAGCUAGGACUGGUUCACAAAAUCCUUAGUAAAGAUCUGUGAGUUGGUGGUUGGCGUCUCCAGUCAUAUCUGAAGUCACGGAGACAUCAUCUAUAGUCACGGAGACAUCACCUAUAAUCCCGGAAACAUCAUCUAUAACCUCAUCGACUUUUCAUCUCAAGAAAUACACUUCAUCAUAAAACCUCGAUAUUACGGACUCUCCUUUCUCAUUAUAGUCCGUUAAUUGGAGGUUUCACAUCUUACGGAUCUUCAUAUAACGAACUGACCUCUCUAAAAUACUCUGUUAUAUAAAGGCUUUACGAUAGGUAAAAGCUUUGUUACCUGGACAGUUCCUUGUAAUUCACGACUUUUUUAUGAUGUGUUUAUAAUAUGUGAGACAAGUUCAGUAUUAAGUGUCUAUUAAUCUUUGUUGUGUGUUUUCAUCUAUUUGCUUCAUUAGAGUAAUUGAGACACAACUAAUUUCAUUUUAUUUUGGUAUUUUUUCUCUUUUGUAAAUAUUUGUUUCAUCAUUAUGUCACCUGAUCAUAAAUUGUUAUCUUUUUUUACUCUCAAUAUUUU
Messenger RNA from Homarus americanus (American lobster), 1903 nucleotides. RefSeq lists its product as uncharacterized. Bases 20 to 1387 code for a protein of 455 amino acids. The transcript has 3 exons. The record is from RefSeq and is a predicted model, not a curated record. NCBI's taxonomy places the organism in Eukaryota, Metazoa, Arthropoda, Malacostraca, Decapoda, Nephropidae.